Prunus avium (sweet cherry) is the source of this 1905-nucleotide messenger RNA. Its product is annotated as mitogen-activated protein kinase homolog MMK2. NCBI's taxonomy places the organism in Eukaryota, Viridiplantae, Streptophyta, Magnoliopsida, Rosales, Rosaceae. The record is from RefSeq and is a predicted model, not a curated record. Gene Ontology annotation, molecular function: ATP binding; MAP kinase activity. Gene Ontology annotation, biological process: protein phosphorylation.
UCACAAAAAGAAGAGUCAAAAAGUCCAUUUCCUCACGGGUGACCCAAGCUUUUCCAGUUCAAAAGCCUUCUUGAAAGAUCUCUCUCUCUCUCUCUCUCUCUCUCUCUCUCGUUCAGACCCCCAUUUCUUUUGAUUUUCCAAAAGAACCCCUAUAAGAAAGAAGGAAAUGUCAAAACCUUUACACCUACCGACACACCCUCCCCAAAUUUUGCAUUAGGAGCUAUUCUCCUCCAUCAUUAGCGCUCUCUAUAGCUCCUUCUCUACAAGUCUUAGCCUUUUAGCCCCGAAAUCCUAACUGGUUCUUGACCCAUUUCGUAUUCGGAUCCCUGGUUCACUAUGGAAUCCAGCUCUGCUUCAGCAGGUGAUCACAACAUCAAAGGGGUACCUGCCCACGGUGGACGCUAUGUUCAGUACAAUGUGUACGGUAACUUCUUUGAGGUUUCUAGGAAGUACGUCCCUCCCAUAAGGCCCGUAGGGAGAGGUGCUUAUGGUAUUGUUUGUGCUGCUGUUAAUGCUGAGACUCGUGAGGAGGUUGCCAUUAAGAAGAUUGGUAAUGCAUUUGACAACAGAAUUGAUGCCAAGAGGACUUUACGAGAAAUUAAACUUCUUCGGCACAUGGAUCAUGAAAAUGUUAUUGCCAUCAAAGACAUCAUACGGCCUCCACAGAAGGAGAACUUCAAUGAUGUCUACAUUGUUUAUGAAUUAAUGGACACUGAUCUUCAUCAGAUUAUACGGUCCAACCAACCUUUAAACGAUGAUCAUUGUCGGUACUUUCUGUAUCAGUUGUUAAGAGGGCUCAAAUAUGUACAUUCGGCAAAUGUUUUGCAUCGUGAUUUGAAGCCCAGUAAUUUGCUCAUGAAUGCAAAUUGCGACCUUAAGAUUGGAGAUUUUGGCCUUGCAAGGACAACAUCUGAAACUGAUUUCAUGACUGAGUAUGUUGUUACUCGUUGGUACCGAGCACCGGAGUUACUCCUCAAUUGUUCGGAGUACACUGCAGCAAUUGAUAUAUGGUCUGUAGGUUGCAUUCUCGGGGAAAUUAUGACCAGACGGCCCCUGUUCCCUGGCAAAGACUAUGUACAUCAGCUGAGACUCAUAACAGAGCUCCUAGGUUCACCUGAUGACUCCAGCCUUGGAUUUUUACGAAGUGAUAAUGCUCGAAGAUAUGUCCGGCAACUACCUCAGUAUCCAAAGCAGAGCUUUUCUGUUGGAUUUCCUAAUAUGUCCCCUGGCGCUGUUGAUUUGCUCGAGAAGAUGCUUGUCUUUGACCCUAACAGGCGCAUUACAGUUGAUGAGGCUCUUUGCCACCCCUACUUGGCACCUCUUCAUGAUAUCAACGAGGAGCCCAUCUGCCCGAUGCCUUUCAAUUUUGAUUUUGAGCAACCAUCCUUUACAGAAGAGAACAUCAAGGAGCUCAUCUGGAGAGAAUCUGUAAAGUUCAAUCCAGACCAAUUCACUGAGGAUCAUGCUAUAAUCUGUUGUAUGCACUUAGAAAGUAAUCCCAAAACUGAUUACAAUGAUACUCUACUGGAAGAAAGACAUUAUAAAAACUGUGCUGGAGUGAUUGGAUUUCCUGAGAAAUUGUCCUGAGAUGUCAUUCAUUCAACAUUAUCACGUCUUUGGAUGUCUGUAAUUGUCAAAUGUGUAAAAGGAGAUCAAAAGCUGAAUCUCAAGUCUGCCUCUUCAGUUAGAACUCCAAUCCCUCAUUGGUGUAGGUUUCUGCUUUGGUUGUCGACGUAGGAGCUGUGGUUAGCGGCUUUUAAUACUAUUAAGACCAUUACCCAGCACUGUUGUAGGGCCUUGCGGUCUUGUGAUCAUCUCUGUUUAGAAUGGUAGGUCUGAAUAUGAACAGUUGCUUCGUUUCGAUAUGAUACGUGUACUUCGUCAUCUCAUAAUUUGUCGUGAAUA